UACAGACGAUAUGAGGAACUUGACCAACAAAAUAUAUCAAUCAUAUGAACUUGAUGUGAAUUUUGAUAGUGAUGUGGAAGUCCAAAAGGACCCCAGUUCAGAUGAUGAUUCAUUUGAAUUUCAUCUGUUGGAAGAUGACAAUUGCGUAUUAGAACGAUUGUUGAUACUUGCCCAAGAAAAAGAUUAUAAAGAGUAUCAACACGCAAAAGUUACUUUUGCGGAUAAAGGAAAUAAUUCAUAUAAAGAAUUUUUAUCUAUGUUUAAUUUUGAGGAAAAGAGCAAACGCAUUUCAUUAAAAUCGGAUUUAUCCGAAGACGGAAUAUGUGUUUUAGCAUCAGAUAUUUUUAAAUCUAUUUUAAAACUAAGAAAUCUUGCAGAAUUAACAGUGUUUCUUAAACAUAGUGUUAUAGAUCCUAAAGACAUUGUUAAACUCAUGAUUACUCAUUUGAUGAAUAUGCCGCUUGAAGACUUUAAUAUAGAGCUCAUAGAAAAGAUUAUAGAAAUAAUAUAUUACAUUUGCAGCAGUUCAGAAGAAGCUACAAAAAUUACUUAUAACGAAAUAUCCUUUUGGUGGGAAGACAUACGUACUAUAUUAAUAAAUAUGUCCUGUCCUUUGAGAAGUAUGAUUAUAGCAAUGGCCUGUAAGGCAGUAGUGAAAAUAUUUGAAACAAAUGCAGUAGAUAAAGAUGAUUGGGAAUCUGUCACUGCAGAGAACGCAAAGUGGGGCAUUUUGAUUGGCAAACUUGAAGACAUCUCUAUUCUUAGCAUUAUUCUUAUUUUCAAAGAUUCCUAUGUAGGUGAAUCUACGACAAAAUUGAAACUUGAGAAUAUUAAUGUGAAUUUAAAAUACAUAUAUACCAGAGGAAAAGGAUCGGUAACGGAGUUAAUAGCAAAAUGGUUAUGCAGUAUGGGAGUCCCAGCGCAAGCCAUUGUAGUAAAUGAAUUAAUGGAAGUAUUCGAUGUUACUGCUAAUUCUGAAAUAUGUGAUACAAUAAGCCAAGAUCAAUCCAUGUAUGUAUUUAUGGAAAACAAUAGACAAUGUGUCGAUAAAAACCCUAAAAUAUUUAAAUGGUUAUCACUUCUAAGACGUCAAUUUCCAUUGAGCACGAAAUCCGACUAUAUUAUUGCAAAUAUGUGUUGGGAGUAUGCUGUAGAGUGGCAAAAAAAUAUGAAACAGACUGAAGAACUGUUGUGUGUACUGAACUGUCUUGACCACAUCAACAAUUUGCACUUACGAUUAGGGCUUUUUUCGAUUACAUGGUGUACUUAUUUUAAACAGAUUUUUGAACUCAGUUGUCGCUUAGUAAAUAAGGUUGGCAAAUUACCGAAAGAUCACCUCUGCUCCCAAGACUUGGGAUUUAACAGUGGAAGUUUAAUUAAAUUUCUUGAAAGUAUGACAUUAUUUUUAGAAAAAUUUUACCAAUGUUCCACUUCAUUAAACAAUCAUGACAAAGAACCAAUUCAAUUCGAAAAAAUUUGGGAUGAAAGUUUACCUUCCUUGGUAGAAGUAGCUCAAGAUACAAAAAAUGUUAACAGCAGUGUGUUAAAAUUGCUACACCAAAUGUCCUGUACAAUAUACUACCAGUGUUAUUUUAACUUAAAAAUAUCGAAGCCUUUAGAUACGUUAUAUGAUGUUGAUUAUCAGAGUUUACUUGAAGCUUUAGCUGCUAAUACUCAAAAAGUAUUCACUACAAAACCAUCCGAAAAAUUAUUGAAUCCAAGAAUGAAAUAUCUGACAAAACUUAUUCGAACUGCAAUUGAAACCAUUAGUUGCAUCGACAGUAACGAUAGUAAUAAAAUAUACAAUGAUAGCGAAUGUUUGCAGUGGAUCGAUAACAUAUCUAGUUUGGCUGAGUCUUGGGAAGUGGAUAAAAGUUUCAUACAACGUCAAUAUAUAAUCGGAUUAUUUCAUUCCGGCUAUGAUAGUCUCGCCGAAAAUAUUUUGGUUCUAAUAAAUGAGCCAGAAUCAGUGUUACCACCUAUUCUUGCUAUUACAAUACAAAGGUUGAAGAAAAGUCUUGAGAAUUCGUCCAAUCAGGCGGAAUGGAUUGUAUCAAUGCCUCCACAACUAUACAAACGCAUGCAAAACACGCCUCCUGAUCCUUCGGUACCUUCGAAUCCGUCUCUAUCGUCUACUGUGUCUCUUCUACAAAAUCUUUUAAUACACAUAGAUAAGAAGUCGUCGGAAGCAAAAAUUGAUAUUCAAGAUUUAAAAUUCAUUAAACUUCUUAUUGAUAGCUGUGAAAUUAUCAUACGACGCAAGUUAUAAAUUAUGUUGAUACAAUGUCGUCACCUAACUACUAUUGUAAAAUAUUAUUAAGAGGCAUAAUAAAAUAGUUUACUCG
Molecule: messenger RNA, 2345 nt
Organism: Zerene cesonia (dogface butterfly)
Lineage: Eukaryota; Metazoa; Arthropoda; Insecta; Lepidoptera; Pieridae
Gene: Rab3-GAP
Product: rab3 GTPase-activating protein regulatory subunit-like
Exons: 3
Coding region: 11-2269 (752 amino acids)
Source: RefSeq, a predicted model, not a curated record